AUGAACAUCCUACUGCUCAAGAACCCUACGACGCCGCGAGAUUUCUACCAGGAGCUGUUUGUCGAGCAGAAGGGUCACAAUGCUGUUUUUGUGCCUCUUCUGCAGCAUUCUCCGGUCGGAAUCGAAUCUCUCAAAACACACAUUGCCAACGAGGUGGAUGGUAUUGACGCCGUGAUUGUCACCUCUCACCGCGCAGUUGAAAUCCUCGGAGAAUACGCCAGUCCAGAGCUGCUCUGCAAACCUGCAUACACCGUUGGUCCGGCUACCGCAAGGUGUCUCCGCGAACUGGGCUUCAAGGACGUUCGAGGAGAAGAGACGGGUAAUGGAGCCGCUCUUGUGCCGCAACUGUUGUCGGAUGGAUACCAGCGAUUUGCCUUUUACGCAGGAAAGGUGCGACGAGACACCAUCCCCAACAAGUUAAGAGAGGCUGGACGAAGUCUGGUGGAGUACACUGUUUAUGAGACUGUUGAUCUGGACGACAUUGCUGGACGGUUUGAGAAGGCUGUGGGGGCGCUCCCCGACGCCAAGCACAACUGGAUCUGUUUCUUUGCUCCCUCUGGCACCGCUCAGAUUGUGGAGUAUCUCAAAAAGAACCCUGCUCAUGGCUUCAAGAUUGCCAGUAUAGGACCUACCACAUUGGACUACCUACAGAAGAAUGACAUCAAGGUGGAUGUGACGGCCAAGCAACCCGAUCCCGAGCAUUUCCUCGAGGCUAUGCUCAGUGAGUCGUGA
Molecule: messenger RNA, 732 nt
Organism: Yarrowia lipolytica CLIB122
Lineage: Eukaryota; Fungi; Ascomycota; Dipodascomycetes; Dipodascales
Biological process (GO): uroporphyrinogen III biosynthetic process
Cellular component (GO): cytosol
Molecular function (GO): uroporphyrinogen-III synthase activity
Source: RefSeq, a predicted model, not a curated record